AUGUCGUCGCUCAAGACACAGAUGAGCAAGGCGGCAAAAUAUUGCUCCAAAGAGUGCCAGAAGGCGGACUGGAAGAACCACAAGCAAAACUGCCAAAACAACGCCUCUCUCGCCGAUGCGCUCAAGGAUCAUGCAGCAUCACCGCUGGGCAUGAUUGAGCGCCUCAUGCUGCCCGACGGCAUCUCGCUCUACGACCUCGACCAGCGCCUCGAGAAGUGGGUGCGCUUCCACAACCCGACGCUCAUGGGCGCCACCAUCCACGCGCUGCGCCUCCCCGAGUCCCUCGCGCGCGCGCGCACGCACGUCCUGCAUAUCGAGCUGCUCCCGCGCUGGGACCACGGCGGCGCGGUGGGCAAGUACUUCCGCGUCGUGCGCACCAAGGUCGUGGAGGUCGCGCAGGCGCAGACGUGGGCGGAGCCCUGGCCGGCCAGUCUCUCCGCGCUGCGGGAGAUGCAGGACCAGAGCGAGAGCAUGCGGCGCGGGUACGUCGCCGCGGCGAUGGUCGAGUCCCCGCCGCUUGCGGUGCAGACCGUCCCCUUUGGGUCCAUCAAGAAACUCGACUACCCGGUUGUACAGCGAUGGGAAGAGGUUCUGAUCAAAGACGUCGAGGCGGGCAGAAAGUUUGGUAAGCCUGCAUAG
Molecule: messenger RNA, 639 nt
Organism: Postia placenta MAD-698-R-SB12
Lineage: Eukaryota; Fungi; Basidiomycota; Agaricomycetes; Polyporales; Adustoporiaceae
Exons: 3
Coding region: 1-639 (212 amino acids)
Source: RefSeq, a predicted model, not a curated record